Fonsecaea nubica is the source of this 942-nucleotide messenger RNA. RefSeq lists its product as hypothetical. Lineage: Eukaryota; Fungi; Ascomycota; Eurotiomycetes; Chaetothyriales; Herpotrichiellaceae. The coding region runs from base 1 to 942 and encodes 313 amino acids. The record is from RefSeq and is a predicted model, not a curated record. The transcript has a single exon. Gene Ontology annotation, molecular function: oxidoreductase activity, acting on the CH-OH group of donors, NAD or NADP as acceptor.
AUGGGCGAACCCAACUCAAUACCGGCAGCACCAAUGGCGGACCAGGACGAGCGGGCAGCCCUCACCUCGCGUAUCAUCCCGACCAUGAGUCUCUCGGUGGCUGAAAACCCUCUCACGGCGCCCUUGGCCCCCGUACAGGCGACGUCCGCUUCAGAGCGAGCCGCCGCGAGGUUCAAAGUGGAGGGCAACGCGGUCCUGACGGGCGGAGCGGGGACAUUGGCCCUGGUCUCUGCGCGGGCACUGCUGGAGCACGGCGCCGGUGGGGUCGCCCUCAUGGACCUGCCCGUGACGAUCCAGACGUCCUCGGAGGCGAUAGCGCGACUGAAGGAGGAUUUCCCCAACGCAAAAGUCCACACCAUCCCCGUCGACGUGACGUCGGAGGCGGAGGUGGACCGCGCAUUCCAAGCAGCAGAGGAGAUGCUCGGCAGUGUCGACGUGCUCUGCUGCUUCGCGGGCAUCGUCGGGUGCGUGCACUCCGUCUCCGCGACGGCCAGCCAAUUCCGCAAGGUCGUCGACGUCAACCUGACGGGGUCGUUCCUCUGCGCCCAAGCCGCGGCGCGACGCAUGAUCGCCUCCCAGUCCGGCGGCGCCAUCGUCUUCACCGCCUCCAUCUCGGCCUACGCGACAAACUUCCCCCAACCCCAGGCGGCCUACAACGUCAGCAAAGCGGGCGUCGCGCACCUGACGCAGAACCUCGCGGCCGAGUGGGCAGUCCACGGCAUCCGCGUCAACUGCAUCUCCCCCGGGUACAUGGACACGGUGCUCAAUGCCGGCGACAACCUGAAACCCGUGCGGGACAUCUGGGCCAGCCGCUGUCCCAUGGGCCGGAUGGGCGACGUGGAGGAAAUCACCGGCCCCGUCGUCCUCCUCAGUAGUAGGAGGGCGGGGAGAUAUAUCACCGGCGCAGAUCUGCGGGUGGAUGGAGGUGCCUUGUGCUUUUAG